Molecule: messenger RNA, 288 nt
Organism: Gryllus bimaculatus (two-spotted cricket)
Lineage: Eukaryota; Metazoa; Arthropoda; Insecta; Orthoptera; Gryllidae
Source: the annotation of a GenBank genome assembly
AUGGAUUUUUCGACACAGUUGCUUUGUGUCUUUGCCUUCGAGGCGGUCAUGAUACUGUUACUCGAUGGGUGGAGAAAGAAGCCGCAGAAACAGGCUGCUAUUGGAAGCGAGCUACACGUACUUAGAAGCCUCAAAUUGGAAAUGGAAGAUGAAAUGAUGCCGGCGAGAUUAACACUUGCUACUCCACUUAAACGACCCAAGAGAGAAAAUAGUCGGGAAAAUAAUCAAGAAAAUAUGGUGGAAACAAACAUAACAAGUAAUUAUUUUGAUGAACCACAAUCUUUGUGA